This is a messenger RNA of Arctia plantaginis, 855 nucleotides long. Lineage: Eukaryota; Metazoa; Arthropoda; Insecta; Lepidoptera; Erebidae. The record is from the annotation of a GenBank genome assembly.
AUGGCCGAGAAAAGGAAACGUAGUCAAAACUUUACAUCGGAAGAGAAAGACAAACUCGUGAAGUUAUUAAUGGAUCAUAAAAAUACAAUUUUAAACAAAAAAACUGAUGGAUGUACGAACGAAGCCAAGAUCUUAGCUUGGAAUCAGCUUACGGCAUCUUUUAAUGCUACUGGCACUGUAUACAGGACAAAGGAAUCACUUAUAAAAGUAUGGGAAAAAAUGAAGAGUGAGAGCAAAGUGUAUUAUAACUCCUCACGAAGGAGUGCAGUUCAAACUGGUGGUGGACCAUCUUUAGUAAAGACUGACCCUAUACUAGAACAGGUGUGCAGUAUUCUAGGUCGGGGCUGUUCUGGUAUAGAUGGCAUAAAUGACAGUGAUGCUCCAACUUGUCUAGCUGAAACCACCAUCAGUGUAGAGGAAAGUGUUCCUAAAAUCUUUGUUUUUGAUGACUUAACAAACAGUGGAACUAUAAAGCUAGCAACUGAAGUUCCAGAAACGCCAAAGGAUGAGGUUCCAAAAGAAAAUUUUAUUACCAGGACACCAGUGUGGUCAAGAAGACGGCCUGUAUCAUCUCAUACAAAUGAGAGAUCUGAUGCAAUGAAUACAAUUUCUUCUAGUUAUAAGAAUGUAAAUAAAAAAAAAGAAGAUGUGGAAAAUCUUAAGCUAAUGAUUCUCAAAGAAGAAUUAGAAGCCAAACAAAAAUUGAACCAAUUGCAGCUUCAAGCGGCAGAAAAAGAUAUCAUUAUUAAGGAUCUAGAAAUAGAAAUAAAACAAGCUGUACUGGACCAAGUUAGAGGUGGUGGCUUAGCUCUUCAACAUCUAUUUGGGACUCAGGACAAAGAUUUAAAAAAAUAA